AUGAGUGAUACAACUGCGACACAAAGAGUAAUUCUUUUACCGAUUGACGGAAGUGAACAUGCUGACAGAGCAUUUCACUGGUAUUUGGAUAAUAUGAAAAGUCCAAAUGAUAUUGUGAAGUUUAUUAAUAUUGUUGAACCGGUUUAUGCUACACCUGCAGUCGGAUUAGCAAUGGAAACUCCACCAUUAAAUGAUAUUACUAAAAUAAUGCAAGAUAGUAUCGACAAAGGAAAGUUAUUAGGGAAAAAGUAUAUAGCUGAAGCGAAAAAGUAUGAUAUAAACUGUCAAGCAUUUAUUCAUGUUGACAAUCGGCCUGGUACAGCUCUAUUAAAAUCAAUAGAAGAUCAUAAUGCAAAUUUGAUUAUAAUGGGAAAUAGAGGUCUUGGUUUGCUUCGACGUACUUUUCUUGGAAGUGUUUCGGACUAUAUUUUACAUCAUGCUCAUAUACCAGUGGUAAUUGUUCCACCAAAAUAA
Schistosoma turkestanicum is the source of this 474-nucleotide messenger RNA. Lineage: Eukaryota; Metazoa; Platyhelminthes; Trematoda; Strigeidida; Schistosomatidae. The record is from the annotation of a GenBank genome assembly.